UAUUUGUGACGAAGUUACUAGGUCGGACGCCACGACGACGUGAUGCUUCGCUCCCUAGUCCGCCGCGAUGCGCUCCCUCCGUCGACGCAACUCAGUCGCGUCCUCUUCUUCUCCACCGGCGCCACCGCUUCUCCCGAUCCCCACUUCAUGGUCGAGUACCUCGUGAAUAAAAUGGGGUUCUCCGCCGACGAUGCUUCCAAGGUCUCCAAGUUGCUCCCUCGUAUUAAGUCCACCGAGAAGCCGGACUCCGUUCUUCGAUUCUUCAGAUCUCAGGGCCUUGAUGGUGCUACUCUGAGAAGGAUAAUAGUUUGGAAACCAGGAUUGUUGAGCUGGGAUGUGGAGACUAACCUCGCUCCAAAGUUUAAACUUUUGGGGGAAAUGGGAUUAUCUGAGUCCGACAUCGUCGAUAUCGUUCGGCGGCACCCUAUCGUUAUUGGCUUCAACAUCCAGAAGACGCUUCUCCCCAGAUUGAAGAUUUGGGAAAGUUUAUUUGGAUCGAGGGAGAUCCUCCUCAAGAAUCUGCGGAGUAGUAGAUGGUUUUUUGGCAGCAACAUUGAGAAUGUAGUGCGCCCUAACAUGAACUUCUUACGGGAUGAAUGUGGCAUUCCUGAAGAGCGAAUUUCUUUUGUCCUUAAAAGGAUCCCCAGCUUCAUCACACAAAAACCAGAUUCCAUCCGGGCUUUGGUAGAUCGAGUUGAGGGGAUCGGAAUUCCCCGGGGAUCUCGGAUGUUCUUCUCGAUCCUUGUUGUGCUGCACAGGGUCAGCAGGGAAAAAUUUGAGGCCCACGUCAAGAUCAUGAACAGCUUUGGUUGGUCCAACUCGGAUUUCUUUGCUGCAAUGAAGAAACAUCCUAAGUUUGUAUGGUUUUCUACGGAGAUGUUGCAGAGAAAGAUGGAAUUUUUAGUCAAGGAUGUUGGAAUUGCACCUUCAGACAUUACUAAGUGGCCAAUGUUUCUAACACUCAGUUUGGAAAAGAGGUUAAUUCCUCGAUUUCAUGUAAUGGAGAUGUUAAAAUCUGAAGGGUUAUGGACUUCACAAGACACGCUACAUACAAUUUUUAUAUCACCACCACCAAAUUUUUUGCAAAAGUAUGUGUUCCCUUACAAAGAUAAAUUACCCAAACUGCUUGAAGUCCUGUGAGUUGUAGCUGAGUUCAAAGGAAAUGAUCCAGACUGCGAAUGAAUGCCAGGAUUUAUUUGGAGUUGGGUGUAUGCCAGGCUACAAUGCCUGUAUGCCAAGGUUAUAGAGCAACCGUCUUCUUUCAAACUGAUUUUAUCAUCAUUUGGUUAAUGUUUUUGAAAGUUGAAGUAGCAUAAAUUCACAUUGCAAGCGCCUUCAUUAAGCUGUAUGGAAAAUGAUAUUCUUAUUCAUGUAUUUGAAGUAUAUUUAGCUGAGACUCUGAUAGUUAAAUAAUUUGAAUUGUACAGUGAUUAUAAACAAGAUUAGUUGAAUCAACCAAAACUAAAGGUACUAGAUCAAAGGAAACUCUAUUUGUAAUAAUUCAUAGUUACUUAAAAGGAUCUGAUUAUU
Zingiber officinale is the source of this 1530-nucleotide messenger RNA. RefSeq names its product transcription termination factor MTERF8, chloroplastic-like. Gene Ontology annotation, molecular function: double-stranded DNA binding. The record is from RefSeq and is a predicted model, not a curated record. Lineage: Eukaryota; Viridiplantae; Streptophyta; Magnoliopsida; Zingiberales; Zingiberaceae. The transcript has 2 exons. The coding region runs from base 43 to 1140 and encodes 365 amino acids. Gene Ontology annotation, cellular component: chloroplast. Gene Ontology annotation, biological process: chloroplast organization; regulation of DNA-templated transcription.